Metopolophium dirhodum (rose-grain aphid) is the source of this 2548-nucleotide messenger RNA. RefSeq lists its product as uncharacterized. The transcript has 3 exons. NCBI's taxonomy places the organism in Eukaryota, Metazoa, Arthropoda, Insecta, Hemiptera, Aphididae. The coding region runs from base 1 to 2160 and encodes 719 amino acids. The record is from RefSeq and is a predicted model, not a curated record.
AUGACAGAAAAAGAGCAAAUAGCACAUGUCUCGAAAAGUACAUGCAAUCUAUGUGAAUGUAAUUUUUCUAUCAAAAACCAAAAGGUGGCAGAUCACUGCCAUCUAUCAGGGACAUUUAGGCAAACUUUAUGCAAUACUUGCAACCUGAAACUCCAAAAACCUAACUUUAUACCGUGCUUUCUACACAAUUUGUCUAAUUACGAUGCACAUUUCAUCGUAACCGAACUCGGAAAUGACACUAAAUCAAUCUCAGUAAUUCCAAACAGUGAAGAAAAAUACAUUUCAUUUUCAAAACACGUUACCAACAACUUUUCAAUUCGAUUCAUAGACUCUUGUCGAUUCAUGGCAUCAAAGUUAUCAACACUCGCAGAAAAUUUAUUAACACCAGGGUUCAAGAAGUUCAGAGAAACCGCAAAAGCAUUCGCACCCAGAGAUAUGAAUCUCGUCACACGUAAGGGUGUAUACCCUUACGAGUUUACCGAUAGUUGGGACAAGUUAGAAGAAACGAUUUUGCCUCGGAAAGAAGAUUUUUAUAGCACAUUAACGGAAGAACAUAUAGACGAUGAGGAAUACGAACACGCAGUCACAGUAUGGAACCAUUUCAAAUGCAAAACCCUAGGAGAAUAUAGCGAUUUGUAUCUAAAAAUUGACGUGCUGCUGUUGGCUGACGUGUUUGAAAAUUUCAGAGACAUGUGCAUUUCUACAUACAAUUUAGACCCUGUUUACUACUUUACAGCUCCAGGUUUUAGUUUUGACUGUAUGUUGAAAUAUACCAAAGUCAAACUAGAAUUACUCUCUGAUUUUGACACCCACUUAUUUUUCGAAAAUUCAAUCCGCGGCGGCCUCACACAAGCAAGUAUGAGGUACGCUAAAGCUAAUAAUGAAAAAACCCAAGAUUAUGACCCAACAAAGUCAAAAUCGUGGAUAGUUUACCAAGAUUGUAACAAUUUGUACGGGUGGGCAAUGUCACAGCACAUGCCAUACGGUGACUUUAAAUGGGUGGAGCCUAAGUUAGAUGGAUUAGAUGCUUUGACGCCGACGUCAGAUAUAGGCAGAGUGUAUGAGGUAGACAUAUCAUACCCUAAUGAACUCCAUGACUUACACAACGAUCUUCCAUUUUUACCUGAGAACAAAAUUCCUCCUGGUUCAAAAGUGAAAAAACUUAUGGCGACACUUCAUUCAAAAAAAAAUUACGUAAUCCAUUAUCGAAACCUGCAGCAAGCCAUAGCAAAUGGUUUAAUUGUAGAAAAAGUACACAGAGUUUUAGAGUUCAAACAAUCGGAUUGGCUUGCAAAAUACAUUAAAUUAAAUACCGAAAUGAGGAAGAACGCAAAGAAUGAAUUCGAAAAGGAUUUCUUCAAACUCUUAAACAAUGCAGUUUUUGGGAAAACUAUGGAAUCUUUACGGAAACGUUUUAAGAUGGAACUAGUUUCAUGUCCACAAAGAUUACAAAAACUAAUCAACAAGCAAACAUUUAAACAUUGUACGACAUACAGUGAAAAUCUUGCUGCUGUCUCAUUGGAAAACAAAAUUAUCAUGUUUAACAAGCCAAUAUAUAUAGGUUUCGCAGUAUUAGAUAUCAGUAAAACCAUGAUGUACGAUUACCAUUUUAAUGUAAUGAAGGCGCAUUAUGGUGAUAAUAUCAACCUCAUGUAUACAGAUACAGAUUCACUGAUAUAUCACAUUAAGACUGACGAUUUUUACAAAGAUUUGAAGUGCAAUUCAAACUUACUUGACCGGAUGGAUACUUCAGAUUUACCGAUAGACCAUCCAUGCUACAUUUCCGAACGAAAGAAAAUUCCAGGAUUGUUCUCCGAUGAGGGAAAGGGACAGCUAAUUACCCAGUUUAUCGCGCUUCGAGCAAAGUCAUACGCUUACAUUUUGAACGACAAGGAGAAAAUUAAGGCAAAAGGCGUACGAGGGCACGUAGUUAAAAAUCACAUGGCUUUCAAUGAUCAUUUCGAUUGCCUUUUCGCCGAUGACGAAAAAGAGAACUCUAAACUGUAUACUAGGGAAAAUGUAUCCAUCAGAUCAUUCAACCAUAAGAUACGAACAAUCAAAUCCAAAAAAUUAUGCUUCAACCGACAAGAUGAUAAGCGGAUAGCAAAGACCGAUAGAAUACAUACCUACGCUCAUGGACAUUUUAAACUCGAUUGUUAAUUGUAUUUAAAAAAAAAAAAAAAAACUAUAAACAUACAUAUAUAUUUGUAAAUUAUAUUUAAUUUUAUAAAUGUUUAGGUUAAUUUAAUUUUUAUUUUGUGAAAUAUCUCUGUAGAUAUUAAUUAGUUUAUUAUUUUUGUAAAAUAGCUGUGUAGAUAUUAUUGUGUUUUGUUUUUUAUUUUGUAAAAUAUCUCUAUAUAUAUAUUAAAUUGUUUUUUUUUUGUAAUAAAGUCACUUAUCAUAAUUCAAAUCUUUUUAUUAUUUUUGAUAUAUUAUUUCCUUUUCUCGCAUGUAUAAUUCUUUACAUCUGAACAUACAUUGUAAAGGUACAUGUAUGCUAGAACAAUAUAAGUAUACUAUCAUGGCUUCAUAUUAUUUAAUGCUAAAU